Messenger RNA from Punica granatum (pomegranate), 2694 nucleotides. NCBI's taxonomy places the organism in Eukaryota, Viridiplantae, Streptophyta, Magnoliopsida, Myrtales, Lythraceae. The record is from RefSeq and is a predicted model, not a curated record.
UAGAGGAACUUCUUUGACAGAAUCGACAGAGGUGAAUUGUCUUUGACUAGCUCCUCCUCCUUCUCCGCGUCCGUACAGCUUCAUCUUCAUCUUCAUCCUCCUCGGACCGCGACGGGGAAGAAACCCUAGCACCCCUCUCGAGCUCUGACAAGAAGGUUGGUGCUCUUCGUUCUGCGUAAGCUGAAGAAAAGGUUGAAACUUGGGCUAGGAGUUCCUUCGGGGUAAUCUUCAUCUGGGUAGAUAAUCUGGAGCAGAGGUAAUCUGCGAUAAUGUAGAGAUUAAACAAUCUCGGAAAUUGGGAAGUCAGGGUUGAGCUUGAGAAGGAGAAGCAGAGGGGAUAGUAUCUUCUUCUUUUUUUGUCGGAAAGUCGGUCCGAGCAUACGUUUCUGGGAAAAGAGUUUAGGAUUUCAGCAUUCCAGUCUGUUUAUAUCGGGAAUAAAUCGGGAUUUCGCCAAUCGAAGUGCAUAAUUAGGCGAGCUUUACCUGUACCACAUACUCGAGUCGUCCGUAAGGCCGCUUCUCACUGAUGGAUUCGAGUGUUCACCGGAGGAAACCGCGCCUUGAGCGCCGGAAUGCAGCCAAGAACUUUGAUUACGACCCAAGUUUGGUCUCGUCUUCCACGGAGGAUUCUCCUUCACCUUCUUCUCUCCGGACUAGGUCGCUCGAAUUGAAUGAUCAGACCAGCUUUCGGGUUGAAGGAAAUGAUGGGGAGUUUGAUCGGAUUUGCCGCUCCUUAGGGCUGUCCAUUGACGACUUUGCCAUCCCCGUGGCGGCCUGGCAGGCGAGCAAGAUCCGGUCGUCAUCGGAUAUCACUCCCCGGUCUAGACUGAACCGGUUGAGCUCUCCAAACAAGAAAGAAAGUGAAGGUGUGCCAGCCGAGUUGAAACAGAGUGAGCCGACUGAGUUGGCCAAAACCAGUGAGCCCUUGGUAGUGUCAGAAGUUAGAUCUAGGGAUCAUUAUAGGGACAGGGAGAGGGAUCAGGGCACGGACAGAGUUGGAAUCAGAGAGGUAACUGUGUCCACUCCAAAUUUGUUACCUGAGCCAAUUCGAAGUAAGGUCACCACAAAAGAAUCCAUUGGGAUUAAGGGGGUAAGACCUCCGGUGUUAAAAGCGCCUCCUUCAAAGAACCCCCCAGUAAUAGACAAUGUGAGUUCCACUUGGGACAUAUACAGGGGUUUUGGGCCCGAUGAUGAUAGAAACCAACCAAGCUCUGUGAUCCUAUCAUAUUUUGAUGAAGAAGAUGUCAAAGAUGUAGAACAAGUUGUUGAGAGGCCAAGGGAGAAGGCUACAGAAGCCGUAGAGGAGCAGGACUUGUUUACAACCUCAAAUGAUGAUGAUACUUCAAGUAGCACCACAGAGCCAACAAACAUUUCUCCAAAUGGGAGAAUUAAGAGGACCAUCACAUAUUGGGAGAAAGGUGGUCUUUUGGGUAGCGGGUCAUUUGGGUCAGUUUAUGAAGGAAUAGCCGAGGAUGGAUUCUUUUUUGCUGUGAAGGAAGUUUCCUUGCUUAACCAAGGGGAUCAAGGGAAGGAAAGCAUUAUACAACUGGAGCAAGAGAUUGCUCUGCUAAGUCAGUUUGAACAUGAGAACAUAGUUCAAUAUUAUGGCACGGAUAAGGAUAAUUCGAAUCUCUAUAUUUUUAUCGAGUUCGUAACAAAAGGAUCCCUUGCAAACCUUUAUAAGACAUAUAAUCUUCGGGACUCCCAAGUCUCUGCAUACACAAGACAAAUAUUGAGUGGUCUGAAGUACCUUCAUGAUCGUAAUGUGAUACACAGGGACAUCAAAUGUGCAAAUAUUCUGGUGGAUGUUAAUGGGUUUGUAAAGCUCGCAGACUUUGGAUUGGCGAAGGCGACGAAAUUAAAUGAUAUUAAAUCUUGCAAGGGGACUCCAUUCUGGAUGGCUCCAGAGGUUGUGAAGCCCAAAAAACAAGGUUAUGGGCUACCUGCUGAUAUAUGGAGCCUGGGAUGCACAGUUCUCGAGAUGUUAACUCGGCAAAUCCCGUACUCCAACUUGGAAUGGAUGCAAGCGAUAUUUAAGAUUGGAAGAGGUGAACCGCCGCCAAUUCCUGAUACUCUAUCGAGAGAUGCACGGGAUUUCAUCUUGAAGUGCCUGCAGGUUAACCCAAAUGACCGUCCAACGGCGGUUGAGCUCUUGGACCAUCCCUUUGUGAAGAGGCCAUUGAUCGCUCCUUCACCCUCAGGAUCCCCGGCUCCAUACUAUUUCAUGAACAGAAGAAACUAGCACGUACCCUGUUCAUUCUUCUUGCUCUAGUCUCUCCAAGCUUAAAUAGGACUUCUAAAACGGAUGCUGUUCAAUACAAUGGAGCCGCUGAUCGGAGAGUACACAGCCGAUGCUCGGACAGUACACAGCCGAUGAAGCAAAGCGCUUCGAGAUUGUUUCGGAGUGAAGUAUAUUUUUGCUUAGAUACGAAAAUUUACUCUUCUCCUUUGUCAAUUUUUUUUUAUUUAUUCCUUUUGCCCUUUUUUGGUUUUUAGAGGUCCUCUUGUAAUUUUCUAUUGAGGAACUAUAGGGGGCAAGGGUGUAAUUGUAAUCGAUGUAAGAAAAAGGAAGGGUGAAAAAGAAAAAAAAAAAAAAAGAUGCACAACCGACUGCACUUGUAUUUCUUUCCUUUAUAAAAAAUAAAUGCAUGUAAAUUUAUUUGUAAGAACUAGAUCGAAGGCCCGCGUUAUGCA